AUGUCGGAAGGAGAAACCCCGCUGGGUCAGGCCCUCCAACGUCUUGCCCACAUGCAGGAGACCACCACAGCCUUGCAGCGACAGCAGAGCGAGGCUCUGCUCGGGAUCGCCUCGAGCCAGCGCGAGGACCGGGCCCUCCUACGGGAGCUGCUGCAGCGUCCGGCUGCCCGGGAGGCCGAUCCCGCGACCAACCCGGCCCGACCGCCUUCGAUUGCCCUCCAGAAAUUGACGGCAGACGACGAUCCGGAGGCAUACCUGGACAUCUUUGAGGGCACAGCGGCGGCGUGCGGGUGGCCGGAGGAGGAGUGGGCAGCGCGGCUAUUGCCCCUGCUAUCUGGGGGUGCGCAGUUAGCCGCCCACAGCCUGCCCGCAGCCUCUCGGCAUGUGUACCGAUAUCUGAGGAAGGCCAUCCUGGACCGGCUUGGCAGCACGCCAGAGGGACAUCGCCGCCGGUUCCGGGCACUCCCCUUCGAGGACGCUGACCGGCCCUUCUCAUACGCGCAACAGCUUCUGGAUGCAGCGAGCCGCUGGCUCCAGCCGGGGGUGCGCUCGGCGGAGGAAGUCGUCGGGCAGGUGGCGCUGGAGCAGUUAAUCGCCGGCCUGCCAUCUUCAACGGCGAAUUGGGUCCAGUGCCAUCGCCCCGCCAACCUGGAAGCAGCCGUCGUCCUCGCGGAGGACCACCUCUCGCUUCCCCGGCGGAGCGUGAAAGAGGAGCCCCGACCACCGGCUGUCUCAGCGGGCAGACCCAUCCCAGCCCCGAGGAGGAGAUUUCCUGGAGCAGCUGCCCUUCCUCCACCACCACCACACGGGCCCAACCCCGCAGCCCCGACACUUCACCCCCAAGCCCUACCUUACCCUCCUGUUUUUAUCUCUCCCCAGGGUCCGGCCUACGCUUCUGGUCGUCCGGCACCACGGGGGGCUCCUCAGACGCCAGGGCUGGAUUGCUGGCGGUGCGGGCAGCCCGGCCACUUCCGACGGGAGUGUCCUCUCAUGGAGGUCGGACAGCUGGUCCGGGUUGCGGGACCGCCAGUUGCCUCCCCCGAUUUGGAAGGGACGUACCGUAUACCGACCGACGCCUCGAACAGUGGGGUGGGGGCCGUUUUGUCCCAGCAGGUGGAGGGGGUCGACCGCCCCGUACUGUACAUUAGCCGUAAGCUCGCCCAAAGGGAGGUGAACUACAGUACGGUGGAAAAGGAGUGCCUCGCCAUACGGUGGGCGGUCGGCGCCCUGCGGUACUACCUCCUGGGGCGCCCUUUCACCCUCUGGUCGGACCAUGCCCCGCUCCAGUGGCUCCACCGCAUGAAGGAUGCCAACGCCCGGAUCACUCGGUGGUAUCUGGCGCUACAGCCUUUCAACUUCAAGGUGAUCCACAGGCCGGGUAACCAGAUGGUCGUGGCUGAUUUCCUCUCUCGCUCGGCGGAGGGGGGGGGGGAGUCAGCUUGCGGCCGGCGGGAUCCCGGCCUGAGUCGGGCGGUGGGGGUAUGUGGCAGCGGGGUGUGGUUAGGGCGCCGGCUGCUGGUGUGAAGGGAGUGGCUCGGCCGGAGGCCAGACAGCUGAUCGGAAUCAGGUAAUCAAUCACUGAAUAAAAGCAUGUGGUAACCUGGUUCUGGUCGGUCUUGCAGUAGGCAGGAUCCUGGGAGGUCGCCGAAGGACCUGUGGAGGAGCCCACACGGGCAACGUUUUGCAACCCGUGUUGUACACUUUGUGUUGGUGCUAAUAAACGCCUGUGUUAAACCCAAACCCUGCUCUUUCCGUCACUCUUUGAACCCUG
Trematomus bernacchii (emerald rockcod) is the source of this 1771-nucleotide messenger RNA. RefSeq lists its product as uncharacterized. Bases 1 to 1524 code for a protein of 507 amino acids. NCBI's taxonomy places the organism in Eukaryota, Metazoa, Chordata, Actinopteri, Perciformes, Nototheniidae. The transcript is spliced from 2 exons. The record is from RefSeq and is a predicted model, not a curated record. Gene Ontology annotation, molecular function: nucleic acid binding; zinc ion binding.